This is a messenger RNA of Talaromyces proteolyticus, 741 nucleotides long. Its product is annotated as putative COPI-coated vesicle protein. The record is from RefSeq and is a predicted model, not a curated record. NCBI's taxonomy places the organism in Eukaryota, Fungi, Ascomycota, Eurotiomycetes, Eurotiales, Trichocomaceae. Gene Ontology annotation, cellular component: Golgi membrane. The transcript is spliced from 4 exons. Gene Ontology annotation, biological process: vesicle-mediated transport. The coding region runs from base 285 to 686 and encodes 133 amino acids.
CGAAUCUUGUACUUAUCUCGAUCCUCGUUAAUCCCCGGUUUCUGCUGCCUAAGCUAACGAAUAGUUACUCGCUUGACUAAGGUACGCGCUGCUAUCCUGACUGCCUUGGAAAAGCUGGAGCCCUGUUCGCGCUGCUCUGCUCCAACCAGGCUCCGACGUUCUUCCAGCUCAUUUUUCGUUGCGCACAACAUUUGGAUUUCCUUCGCAAAAGUGCUGACUCAAUCGUCUCUACUAUCAGAUAACGGUCGCUUUAAUAUAUCCUCUAUCGCAUACCAGCUGUCAACAUGGAUCUUUCCAAUAUCUUUCGUCUGGUGAACAUCGCCGUGGGUGUGUUGAUGGUUCUCGGCGGUAUCAGUCAAUUCUUUCCCUUCCACUUCGGCCCGUUGAUUGUCGGAAUCUACGUCAUUAUCUUCGGUCUUCUCGUCGGUGGUCUCGAAUUCCUCCCUCAAAUCCCCGACUACGUCUACCGAUACGCCUCCUUCCUGUUUUCCUUCCUCGGACGCGGUGCCUUCUACAUUUUCGCAGGUAGCAUUCUGCUAGACCCUGACAACCUCCUCCGUAUCAUUUCCGGCUCCAUCAUCGGCAUUAUCGGCGUGGGCUACGUCGUACUAGAAUUCAUUCCCUCAAUCGAGCCGCCUUCCAACAUGCGAGAGUCCGACCCCAGCUGGGGCGCUGAGCAAGUGUAAAUCUGACUCGACGCAACAUCUCAAUAGCGACUACACCCUACUCCUACAUGGUGUA